Molecule: messenger RNA, 2228 nt
Organism: Osmerus eperlanus (European smelt)
Lineage: Eukaryota; Metazoa; Chordata; Actinopteri; Osmeriformes; Osmeridae
Gene: ap1m2
Product: adaptor related protein complex 1 subunit mu 2
Exons: 12
Coding region: 152-1426 (424 amino acids)
Biological process (GO): vesicle-mediated transport; intracellular protein transport
Cellular component (GO): clathrin adaptor complex; clathrin-coated vesicle
Molecular function (GO): clathrin-cargo adaptor activity
Source: RefSeq, a predicted model, not a curated record
ACAUUCAGGAAAAGGAACGGUGGAGCCAAUGCACCAUUAAAGAAAUACCCUUCAUUUGGAAAACUUUAAUGGCGAAUAAAUGCGUUGGUUUCACUUAUUUUAGUGUUUGCAUACUUUAAGAAUAUAUGCUCAGUAUUUUGGUAAAUAAAUAAUGUCGGCUUCUGCUAUAUUUGUAUUGGACUUAAAAGGAAAGGUGUUGAUAUGUCGGAACUACAAAGGCGAUGUGGACAUGUCAGAAAUCGAUCACUUCCUGCCUCUGCUAAUGCAACAAGAAGAGGAUGGUCUUAUCUGUCCAAUCAUGGCCCAUGGAAGAGUCCACUUCAUGUGGAUCAAACACAGCAACCUGUACUUGGUAGCAACUACAAACAAGAACUCGAAUGCUUCCCUGGUCUAUUCCUUUCUUUAUAAAUUAGUUGAGGUCUUCACAGAGUACUUUAAAGAACUGGAGGAGGAGAGUAUUCAAGACAACUUUGUGGUGGUGUAUGAGCUGCUGGAUGAACUGAUGGACUUUGGCUUUCCCCAGACCACUGACAGCAAGAUCCUGCAGGAGUACAUCACACAGGAGGGCAACAAACUGGAGGUGACCAAGACCAAGGUCCCCACCACUGUCACCAACGCUGUCUCCUGGAGGUCAGAGGGCAUCAAGUACAAAAAGAAUGAGAUCUUUAUUGACGUCAUCGAGUCUAUUAACGUACUGGUGAAUGCCAACGGCAGUGUGAUGAGCAGUGACAUCGUGGGCAGUAUCAAGCUGAAGACCAUGCUGUCUGGCAUGCCUGAGCUAAGACUGGGGCUCAACGACCGGGUGCUUUUUGCCCUCACUGGCCGUGACAAGGGGAAGACGGUGGUCAUGGAGGACGUCAAGUUCCACCAGUGCGUCCGUCUCUCGCGCUUCGAGAGCGACCGCACCAUCUCCUUCAUCCCGCCGGACGGAGAGUCCGAGCUCAUGUCCUACCGCCUCAACACGCACGUGAAGCCACUGAUAUGGAUCGAGUCUGUCAUAGAGAAGUUCUCCCACAGCAGAGUGGAAAUCAUGGUCAAGGCGAAGGGUCAGUUUAAGAAGCAGUCCGUGGCUAACAAUGUGGAGGUGCGGGUACCUGUGCCCAGUGAUGCCGACUCCCCCAAGUUCAAGACCAGCACGGGCAGCGCCAAAUACGUCCCUGAGAAGAACCUGGUGAUCUGGACCAUCAAGUCCUUCCCUGGAGGAAAGGAGUUCUUGAUGAGGGCUCACUUUGGCCUCCCCAGUGUGGAGAACAAUGAGAUGGAGGGCAGGCCUCCCAUCACAGUCAACUUUGAGAUCCCCUACUUCACAGUGUCAGGGAUACAGGUGCGGUACAUGAAGAUCAUAGAGAAAAGUGGCUACCAGGCAUUGCCCUGGGUCAGGUACAUCACUCAAAGUGGAGAUUACCAGCUACGGACUAACACCUAGAAUGAGAAUGAACCCCUCCUUGCUACCAGAGAUAACUGCUAAACGAUCAAUUGAGAUGCACUCUUUAAAGAAAUGUCUGAAUUUAUUUCAAGUCUACCUACUUGGUUUGCCAUCAUGUCUAUUGAUUGCUUUAAUCCUGUGAUAAUUUGUAAUGUAAUAGUAAAAUAACAUUAUAGAUUUUAAAUCCUUCUUCGUGUGUGUAGAUUAUCGAAGCUGUUCGUAUUAAAAUAAUUGUAUGAUUCAAAAACAUUCUGAUGGUCAUGUUUUGCUUCAUUAUCUCCCAUUCAGAAGAGUUUGAAACAGUUGCGCCAGAAAACAUUUAAUUGGCGGCUUUAGUUCAAGGUUACGCAACAAUGUUCUCAAUGACCCGCCUUUUUUAGUAAGUGUCUUUGGAGAUAUACUGUCAAAAGUCAGAAAUAUGAAUGAACUGAGUUUGGAACACAUCAACGUUUACAAAUCGCCCGCCUUCUGUGCUCCCCAUUCUGAUUCGUCAAUAGUACUGUUGCCACAGUGAUGGUGUAGCAACGAAGACGUAGCGCCACCCCUUUUGCCAUAUAUGGAGUGCCAGCACCCAACAGACAAGUGCUGAUUGGUGGAAAUAUUUCCUUUCCGAAUGUUUGUAAAUUUUGGUUGGGCAAACUGUAGUGUUGAUCUCAGCGCGCAAAUUAAAGGUCCUACCGCCUUUUAAAUAAUUAAACUUUAUUUGUUGUGAUUUAUUUGAAAGUUGCUAGGUUGAGCAGAGAUAGGACAGGACAGUAAAUGAAAGGAAGUAACGUUCGGGAACUCAUCGAAACGACAAAGG